Molecule: messenger RNA, 1236 nt
Organism: Caenorhabditis remanei
Lineage: Eukaryota; Metazoa; Nematoda; Chromadorea; Rhabditida; Rhabditidae
Exons: 3
Coding region: 1-1236 (411 amino acids)
Biological process (GO): innate immune response
Source: RefSeq, a predicted model, not a curated record
AUGCCACCGCCCGUUUUAACCGCCGACGUCAUCCAGGGCGUCCUCUACACCCUCUACUCUCAACGCGUCUCCCCUCGAUUUGCUCAUCGGAAAUUGCUCAAAAUGACUGGAGAAGAGAAAAUGACCGUGGAGCAAAUCGAGCAAUGGUUUGAGGACUUUGCGAAGGAGCCGGAGGAGCCAGGAGCCGCCGAGGAGCCAGUGCAGAAACUCGAGCCAACAUUUGAGAAUAUUUUUCAAAUCUUGGGGCCAAAAGAGGUCGCGCAACACAUGGAUGUGAGAUCGAGACUCGUCUUCCGCAAGACCAACAAAGCGAACCGAGCGCUGAUAGAUAACAGCCAGCACUACAUAAUCCAACUUUCUCUUCACUUGCAAGAAAACGUUUUUUUGGAGAUAAGUACCGAUGAUGGUUUUAGUGUGACGAAUCAGUUUGUCGAUGAAGGAUUCGUGAGAGAUCAUAAUGAUGUGAUGAAAUUGGUCCAGACCCAGAGUCGUCAAGAGAGCUUUCAAAUUUUGGUUGCCGACUUGAAAACAAUUUUAGUCAAUCCAAAACUUCUAAUCGGAACGCUCCGUCUUGAAGAUUGCUCUCAAAAUCGUAGUACUGUAGCAAGAUACGCGUGGAACGCCAUAGAUAAGCUUGUGCAAGUGGAGACGCUCGACUUCAACAGUCUCAAAAAUCCGCGCGACUUGAAACAGAUGAUCGAUUUUAUGGAUCCAUCAACUCUCCGAGCUCUGAAGAUUGCUCAUCCUGAAGACAGACUAUCAAACAGUCCUGAAUUCGACAAAAGCGAUUUUGUUUUCAAAGACGGUUUAUACCAAACGCCACAAUGGAGAGCGUUGAAAAAAUUGAAGAUCGAUAGAGUCCAGGAGUAUAUGAAUGUGAUUUGCGAUCAUUGGAGUCAUUUGGAUUAUUUGAAUAUUGGAAUGAGCAUAAAGGGAAUGGGACAUGGAAGGAGAUAUGAGAAUAUGCAUGACGAAGUGAUAGAGUUGAGAGAUAAACUUCUCAAAAACCCAAAUCUCAACCAAUACAAGAUCAGACUCUAUCCAAUGCCCCGCUCCUUUGAAGAAGAAAUCAUGGCAACCAUUCGGACCCACAACACCCGCCUAAUGGAUCCGAAAUACGCCUACUUUGAAUACCCGAAUCACGCCGGGAAAUAUUUGUACAUGCGUGUCGAGGAUAGUAUCAUUUGGUUCCAGGGACCGAAAUUCGUGGAGGAUGUAGAGGAGGUGGACUAUUGA